Messenger RNA from Zasmidium cellare ATCC 36951, 651 nucleotides. RefSeq lists its product as uncharacterized. Gene Ontology annotation, cellular component: extracellular region. The transcript has 2 exons. NCBI's taxonomy places the organism in Eukaryota, Fungi, Ascomycota, Dothideomycetes, Mycosphaerellales, Mycosphaerellaceae. The record is from RefSeq and is a predicted model, not a curated record. The coding region runs from base 1 to 651 and encodes 216 amino acids.
AUGUUUUUCCCACCAACCUUCCUAACGCUCAUUCUAACGCUCUCCAUCACUUCCCUGGGCGCACCGUUGGAGAGUCGAGACUUCGACUACGUCGCCAGCGCUCUGAAAGCGCACAACGUCCACAGACAGAACCAUUCCGCGAGCGAUCUAGUCUGGGACGACACCCUCGCGAACGCAGCGCAGGAAUGGGCACAAGUGUGCACGUUCGCGCAUAACACCACAAUCGGCGGCGGCGGCUACGGCCAAAACAUCGCCCUCGGCAACUCCGACACCUGCAUCUCCAUCUCCAUCUCCGACCAGUGGUACAACAACGAACUCGGCUGGUACGCUUCCCUCUACGGCGAAGCGCAGCCUUCCAUGACGGACUUCGAGCACUGGGGCCAUUUCAGCCAGGUCGUGUGGAAGGGGACUACGAAGGUCGGGUGUGCGACGGUGAAUUGUCCUGAUGGGGUGAUGGGGUGGCCGAGUACGCCGUGGAUUACGGUUUGUGACUAUGGGGGGCCUGGUGAGUUUUGGUUUUCGGUUGGGGUUGAUGGAUUGGGUAUGGGUGCUGAUGAAGGGUGUGUUGUAGGGAAUUAUGCGGGCGAGUAUGCGGGGAAUGUGGGUGAGCCGAUGGGGAUGGCGACGGUUGUUGGUGGGGAGGGGAUGUGA